UAAAAUUCUGUAUAUGAGAAUAAUGUUGGAGUUUAAUUUACUACAGACUAAACAACUUUAGAUGCUGGAGUGUUUGUGUUUUGAAUUUCACACAUUUAGAAAAUAUUAUUAUUUUUGAGUAUAACACUCAAAUUUUCAAUACCUGUGCUAAGAAUUUAAUACAAAAAUUACGUCGGAUAUUUGCAUAGUAUCCAAACGCCACUAGAGACAAUGGGAGAGGAGAGGAACAACGGAAUUUGGGGGACUCCCUUAUUUCGUGUGUUAAGAUGGGUUCCAGUGAUAUUUAUUGUCGUGGUGAUGUCAUGGGGCUACUAUGUGUUUGUAGUUGAAAUUUGUUUAUUUGAAAUGGAUAGCAUUUGGGAAAAGAGCUUCACACUGAUCGUCUAUCACUUGUCAUUUAUAUUUUUCUUCUGGGCCUACUUUAAAACUAUGAUAACGUGCUCCAAACCUGUUCCUCCCCAAUUCAAAAUUCCUCAAGAUGUAGUGCAUAAGAUCAAAACUAUAGAAAGUGACGAAGAGAUUUCAGAGAUUCUACAAAAAUUUACACAAAGCCGGGAGUUGACAUUAGAAACGAGAUCUAUUAAAAAUCAAAUACGUUAUUGUGAAAUAUGUUGGAUUAUUAAACCCGAUCGAUGUCAUCAUUGCAACGUUUGUGGGCGUUGCUUUCUGAAAAGUGAUCAUCAUUGCCCCUGGGUGAACAACUGCAUAGCCUUUGACAAUUACAAAUUUUUCGUCUUGUUUGUCAACUAUGCUUUCACCUACUGUUUCCUGGUCACAUGUUUAGCACUACCGUACUUUAUUCAGGCAUGGAAUGAAGAGAUCCGCACUCUUGGUCAUUAUAACAUCAUGUCUGGUUUCGCUGUCGUAUUUAUGUGGCUGAUCCUAGUGACCCCGUUAUUUUCCACGCAUUUGUACCUUCUUCCCAUGAACCGGAGCACUGUCGAGUUCUUUCACCCUGCAAUAUUUACCCAUGGUCCGGACAAGAAGGGAUUUUAUCUUGGCAUCUUUGACAACAUAGAGGAAGUUUUUGGGCGUGAUAAAAGAAAGUGGGCUUUCCCCAUAUUUUCUAGUCUAGGAGACGGCAUUACUUUUCCGACCAGGCACUCGAGAUUAAGAAGUGCAAAUGAAGAGUGUAGUCCAAUCUCUUGUAAUGCUGAUUCUGAUAAUGGGCUUGCCAAGGCGAAUCAAUUUGACGAAAUAGGAAAAGAAAACUCCAUAGUUUAACAUGAUAGGAAUGUAUGUAGAUAUGUACUUAUCCUUAGUACAGUCAGUCAUUUAGGAUUAGUCAGAUAAGUACAAUAAAUAAGCAUACGUGUAUAUGUAUGUCUUCUUCCCCA
Molecule: messenger RNA, 1337 nt
Organism: Folsomia candida
Lineage: Eukaryota; Metazoa; Arthropoda; Collembola; Entomobryomorpha; Isotomidae
Product: palmitoyltransferase ZDHHC15
Exons: 8
Coding region: 211-1224 (337 amino acids)
Biological process (GO): protein targeting to membrane; peptidyl-L-cysteine S-palmitoylation
Cellular component (GO): Golgi apparatus; endoplasmic reticulum
Molecular function (GO): protein-cysteine S-palmitoyltransferase activity
Source: RefSeq, a predicted model, not a curated record